Mya arenaria is the source of this 2300-nucleotide messenger RNA. RefSeq lists its product as uncharacterized. The transcript is spliced from 6 exons. Bases 2 to 1405 code for a protein of 467 amino acids. The record is from RefSeq and is a predicted model, not a curated record. Lineage: Eukaryota; Metazoa; Mollusca; Bivalvia; Myida; Myidae.
CAUGUCAAAACAAGAAUAUCAAUAUACAGGUUUUCCUACCGAACCUCCCACCCCUACAUACACCACGAAAUAUGUGUGGCUGAUCGUCCUGCUGGUCCUCGCAGCCGCCCUGCUGGUGGCCGCCGCCAUAAUCUACUACCUACAUGUGUGCAUUCAAGGGCGAGAGAAGAAGAAAGCGCGGGAAAAGAAGAUUUUUAUUUCGGAGGAGCACCCACUGAGCGAGAUGUCCAUCUCCCUAGACGCACCUGCCGCUAUGGACAAAAGAUUGGAGGCCUUCCUGGAGAUGGAGGGAGAAACUACUUACAGAUCUCCACGGCGUAGAAAAAAGAAAGACGUGAUGAAUCCGUUAGGAGAGAGUUCAAUGAACUUGGAUUUUAAAGGCAAAACCUGGGGGUCGCAAACACCGAGGGGAAUGGACCCAUUCUCUGAAAUGGACAAUGGACCAACCCUUCCAAUCAGUCCAUUAGGAAGCAAGAUGCCCAAAAGCGCCCGAAGUGCCCGAAGCCAGAAGGAGCGGUCAUUUUAUUACGGAGAAAUCACACCGUACGGGGGUAGAAAAACUCCUAUACACCCGAGCAGACACAAUGGCAUGAUGAAUGGUGAUGUGAAACGACCGCUAGCAAUCACUGGCGGGAAUUUUAUGUCCCCGGAAAAUACUAUGGAAGUCAGAACAUUAAAAAGUGAGAAGAGCUUCCACAGCGUGAGAAGUGUGAAAGCGCCGAGCAUGCGCGCACCAAGUGAGAAAGCCAUGAGCGUGAGAGCGCCAAGUGUGAGAGCGCCAAGUGUUAAAGCGCCAAGCAUAAGGGAUCUGCCGGCUUAUAAGGCUCCUCGUGUAAAAUCUACAAAACAGGGACAGAAUGGCACUGCAAGGUCGGUGAAAGGCCCGUCUGUUAGGAGUAGCAAGGUCGGCGCUGUCCCACGUAUGCAGAGGUCGGCUACCAGUACUAAAAUAGGCGGCUUUACUUCACGACGAUCAGCGGCACCUGUUUCCCCAAGAAAAAAGAUUGUUAGAAGUAAAACCAUGUCUGUUACACAGGACUUCGAUGCACCUGAGCAACCCACAGGCAUGGCAAACUUUUUAGAGGGAGAAACAAAUUGGGGCUCUACGUCCGAUGCGGGUCGCUCUGUCCGGUCCAACAGGUCAACUCGUACCGCUAAAUCCAGAGCCACGACUAUGGGAACACCUAGGAAAUCUAUACUUAAAAAGACGUCAAAGUAUAUGACGUCAGAGGAAUUCCUCACUGAAGAAGAGCAAUAUGGGAUUCUAUACGAAGAAAACUCCGCCCACAAGUCUGUCUCAGCCAAUCACACGCUUCAGCAGGAAUAUGAGGCUAUGAUUCGUAGAAAUGACCCACACGCUAAUGUUAUGAAGCUGGGUCAUGCAACUAGGAAACCUUGGCAUUGAAAAUGCAUCGAGAUAAAAGAUCAUUUUAUAAGAUAUAGAGGAUAAUUGUUUGUUUCAGUGUAAGAUUGUAAUAUAUUUCACCGAGUGAGCACCAAAAUUCAUAUUUCAAGAAUGGAGUAGCCGCGAGUGAAAUAUUAAGUUUUGGUGUUUACGAAGUGAAAUAUAUUGCUAUCUAAAACAAAAACAAACUUUUCUUUUUAUUAUAUGCCUAAACUAAGAAAUUAAAAGUCAUUUUGUUACAUUUUUUACAAAACACGUAAUGUCAAUUCGGAAAUCUUUCGUUGAAUUUGUGAGCCAGCCCCGUGCGCGCGGACGUUUGAUUUUGAACCGAGAGCGGGCUUAAAUUUCAAAAAAGUGAAAAAUACCAAAUUUAUAUUUUUACUGAUUCAAACAGUGAAAUAUCAAUUAUAAUUCACUCAUAAAAUUCAAUUAACUACCCGAAAGCAUAUUAUAGAUAUUUCUAAACAUAUGCAUGUAUAAUGACUACUUUCACUGUGGAAUUGUGAAUGUGAGGUAUUCAGGUUUAAGGAUAAUGGCGCAUACAAGUGUCUUUCUCCGAAAACUAGUGUAACGAUGCCAUUUUGUUUUGUUUAUUCGCUGCCACUGCUUCCACGAACAAAGGCUGAGACAGACAACCGUGGAUGGAGCGUUUUUGAAUAAAUCUUGAUUACCGGUAUUGUACGAAUGGAAUUCAAACAAAUUUGAUUGUUUUUCAAGAUAUAAUGUUUUAAUCAAAAGAGCAUGCGUGACUUUAUCAUAUAAAUAAAAGUACAUUCCAUAUUUAUUACAUAUAUGUUAAAUAAGAGCCUAUUGUUUGUGUGCAGUGGCUGUGAAUAUUAAUAUAUAUAUUUUUGAUCUAAACAUUGUAUUCAGUGGAAAUAAAUCAUAAAUAAUG